ACGAAACCACACCGAAACUUUCUGUCCUCUGUGCACACGGCCACGUUCAUUGCCUCAAUCUUUUCACUCCUUACAUUUAUAUUCCACUUUCUCUACACUGACCCCACUCUACCACCCAACACUCACACACACACACACACUUUUGUAUAAAUCUCAGAAUUUAACCGUUAAAAUCCUACUACUUCUUUUUCCUUUCCACAAAGAAGCUUCAAUGGCUACUCAAAAACUUCUCAGUUUCUUCCUUGUUUUCCUUGUUUUGUUGCAAUUUCUUUCUUCCGCAGAGUCACAGGCUUUUAUCGGUAUUAACUACGGCCAAGUCGCCGACAACCUCCCACCUCCAUCAGAGACAGUUAAGCUCAUUCAAUCAACAAGCAUUGAGAAAGUGCGUUUAUACGGAGCAGAUCCGGCUAUCAUAAAAGCAUUAGCGAACACCGGUAUCGGAAUUAUGAUCGGAGCUUCCAACGGCGAUAUACCGGCGUUAGCAUCCGACCCGAAUUUUGCGGGGCAAUGGGUUAGUUCCAAUGUGUUGGCGUAUUAUCCGGCGAGUAAGAUUAUUGUUAUUAAUGUCGGUAAUGAAGUCGUCACCUCAGGAGAUCAGAACCUUAUUCCUCAACUCUUGCCUGCUAUGCAAAAUGUCCAAAACGCCCUUAAUGCUGCUUCCCUUGGUGGGAAAAUCAAGGUAUCAACGGUACACGCCAUGUCCAUUUUGUCCCAGUCCGACCCGCCUUCUUCCGGGUUGUUCAAUCCAGUAUUUGGGGACACACUGAAAGCUCUGCUGCAAUUUCACAAGGAAAAUGGUUCACCUCUGAUGAUCAAUCCAUACCCAUUCUUUGCGUAUCAGAGUGAUCCAAGACCUGAAACUUUGGCAUUCUGUCUCUUCCAACCAAAUGCUGGCCGAGUUGAUUCAGGGUCCGGUAUCAAAUACAUGAACAUGUUUGAUGCACAGGUUGAUGGUGUACGUUCGGCGCUGAAUGCUUGGGGAUUCAAGGAAAUUCAAAUUGUGGUUGCGGAGACAGGGUGGCCAUACAAGGGAGAUCCAAAUGAAGUAGGCCCAAGUGUGGAUAAUGCAAAAGCUUAUAAUGGUAAUUUAAUAAGCCACUUGAGGUCUAUGAACGGCACUCCAUUGAUGCCUGGCAUAUCAGUCGAUACCUAUAUCUUUGCCCUUUAUGAUGAGGAUUUGAAACCCGGUCCUGGCUCAGAACGCUCUUUUGGGCUUUUCAAGCCUGAUCUUUCCACGACUUACGAAGUUGGCCUCUCAAAAAAUGCGCAGACUCCUACAACUCCAGUAACUCCAGUGACCCCUGCUCCAGCAACAACUCCCACGACACCGACAACUCCAGCAACUCCGGUUACACCAGCACCAAAACCAACAGUAGCUUCUUGGUGCAUGCCAAAGCCGGGAACUCCCGAUUCUGAAUUACAGGCGAAUCUCGACUAUGCCUGUGGCAUGUCUGGUAUCAACUGUAACCCUAUUCAAGCAGGCGGUCCCUGCUUUGAACCAAAUACUGUAGCAUCACAUGCUGCUUAUGCCAUGAAUCUUCUUUAUCAAAUUGCUGGCAGGAAUCCGUGGAACUGCGAUUUCUCUCAGACCGCUUCCCUCACCUCAACAAAUCCUAGUUACGGUGGCUGUACUUAUCCUGGUGGCAACUUAUGACGCAGAGAAUCUACUCUAGUAUCUAAAUAUAUAUUUGAUUAUGAUGGAGUAGUUUAUGGAACUAUAAAUGGUCGAUAAAUAAUCCCCUCCUCCCUUUUUUUUUUUCCGCUAGCUAAAAUGACCAGUAGUGUCUUUAAAGAAGAACUAUAUAAAUUUGAAGUGUAUAGUUCCUUAA
Messenger RNA from Lycium barbarum (goji berry), 1829 nucleotides. RefSeq names its product glucan endo-1,3-beta-D-glucosidase. The coding region runs from base 212 to 1654 and encodes 480 amino acids. Gene Ontology annotation, biological process: carbohydrate metabolic process. Gene Ontology annotation, cellular component: plasma membrane. The record is from RefSeq and is a predicted model, not a curated record. Gene Ontology annotation, molecular function: hydrolase activity, hydrolyzing O-glycosyl compounds. NCBI's taxonomy places the organism in Eukaryota, Viridiplantae, Streptophyta, Magnoliopsida, Solanales, Solanaceae. The transcript has 6 exons.